AGGAAAAGGCCGCACAUACACGUCACGGGGGGGGGGGCAGAAAAAUACUGGGCUAUGUUUAAUUCCCACAAUUAUUUAUUCACCCAUGUUCCCGUGUAUGUCCGUGAAGCUUUCGCAGUUUUAAGUGCAACGUCCUCUCCUCAGUCAUCGGUGAGUGCGCUCUGUUGUCAGGCUCAGCCCGCAGAGGAGGGCUGACACUGUCACACAGCCACUGAACUUCCCGUCAGGACGCUGCACGGGCGAAACGAGCUGCUGCUGACAAAAAAAGGGGAACGACAUCGGGGAUUGUGGAGAGGACAGGACACACUCCAGACCACAAGGCUUCUGGGCAGAGAAACGGUGCCAUUGUCCUCCAGCUGAGGGCGAGCAGAGCAGACAGGUCUGGUGCUCUGCUAAUUAGCCUGCGUGGGUCCCUGCAGAGAGAGACAGAGAGCAGCGCGGCUAGCUGCGGCACAGAGCUACUUGCAGAGGGUUCGGACCCUGGCUCGGAUUCGCCACUCGGGCGCUGUCCUCGCCGGGGGGUGCCGGAUCACCAUCUCCCGGUCCAGCUAACUCCAGGCGGCGGUUCGGUCCCCCUGACCCCUGCCUUGCCUCGUCUGUCUGCCGCUCUGGCCGACCCUAGCCGAGCCCGAACAUGGCAGGGAACCUGAAGAAAGGCGGGGGGCUCAUCAGCAUGAUGAAGGAUGCCUUACAGCCACACCAUCACCACCUCCACUCCCAUCACCAGCCCGGGGCCGUGGACAAAAAGACGGUGGAGAAAUGCUGGAAACUGAUGGACAAGGUGGUGCGCCUGUGCCAAAACCCCAAAUUGGCUCUGAAGAACAGCCCCCCUUACAUCCUGGACCUGCUGCCAGACACCUACCAGCACCUGCGCACCAUCUUGUCUCGCUACGAGGGUAAAAUGGAGACUCUGGGGGACAACGAGUACUUCCGGGUCUUCAUGGAAAACCUAACCAAGAAGACCAAGCAGACCAUCAGUUUGUUUAAGGAGGGCAAGGAACGCAUGUAUGAGGAGAACUCACAACCCAGGCGGAACCUCACCAAGCUGUCAUUGAUCUUCAGCCACAUGCUGGCUGAGCUGAAGGCCAUCUUCCCUAAUGGUCUGUUUCAGGGUGACAACUUCCGCAUCACCAAGGCAGAUGCUGCAGAGUUCUGGAGGCGCGCCUUCGGGGACAAGACCAUUGUGCCUUGGAAAAUGUUCCGUCAGUCUCUCCAUGAGUUUCAUCCUAUCAGCUCCGGACUGGAGGCCAUGGCCCUCAAGUCCACCAUAGACCUCACCUGCAACGACUACAUCUCUGUCUUUGAGUUUGACAUCUUUACCAGGCUAUUCCAGCCUUGGUCGUCCCUGCUGCGCAACUGGAACAGCUUGGCAGUUACUCACCCUGGGUACAUGGCCUUCCUCACCUACGAUGAGGUCAAAGCGCGGCUGCAAAAGUUCAUCCACAAGCCUGGCAGUUACAUCUUCCGACUGAGCUGUACACGGCUCGGUCAGUGGGCCAUCGGCUACGUGACAGCAGAUGGAAACAUACUCCAGACCAUUCCCCACAAUAAACCCCUCUUCCAGGCCCUCAUAGAUGGCUUCAGGGAAGGAUUCUAUUUAUUCCCUGACGGCCGGACCCAAAACCCAGACCUGACAGGACUGUGUGAGCCUUCGCCUCAAGACCACAUCAAAGUCACACAGGAGCAAUAUGAGCUGUACUGUGAGAUGGGCUCCACUUUCCAGCUGUGUAAGAUCUGUGCCGAGAAUGACAAGGAUGUGAAGAUUGAGCCCUGUGGUCAUCUCAUGUGCACAUUCUGUCUCACUGCCUGGCAGGAGUCAGAGGGUCAGGGAACGGGAUGUCCCUUCUGUCGCUGUGAGAUUAAGGGUACAGAGCCCAUCGUCGUGGAUCCUUUUGACCCCAAGGACAACAGCGGGGGCUCCUGCAGGGGCACAUAUGGGGCUGAGGGUGCUCCAUCACCCAGCUAUGACGACGAUGAUGACGACAGACUUGAAGACCCCCUCCUCAUGAUGAGCAAACUUGCCUGUACAAAGGUGGAGCGCCCCCCGUCACCCAUGUCCAUGGCUCCUCAGUCCUCUCUUCCCCCUGUGCCGCCCAGACUAGACCUGCUACCACACAGACCUCCCAACCCCCCUGGUGCCUCCAGCCCCGGGGUCACCACUAAGGCAGCAUCUCACCACAAAGACAAGCCUCUUCCCCUCCCCCCAGCAUUGCGGGAUCUCCCCCCUCCCCCUCCUCCAGAACGCCCCCACACAGCUGGGACAGCCUCUGAUGGACGGCUGCCGAGGCGGCCCUUACCCUGCACUCCCGGGGAGCCCCCUCGAGAUAAGCUCCCUCCUGCACCCCCAAACCGGCCCCUGGCUGACUGGAAUUCCCGACCCGUUCCCAAGGCCCCCACCUCCUCUUCCUCAUCCUCUUCCUCAUCUUCCUCAUCCACCCAAGUCUCCAGUCUGGGAGGGGACAUUCGAGCAGGUGUCAGGGAACUCUCCAACCGACACUCCCUCCCCUUGGCGCUGCCCUCCGCUCUGGACACACGCUCGGACUCGCAGAAGAACAACAGCUCCCUCAGUCUGGACCACCAGCUGAAUUUUGCAGCAGUAGCCACUCAAGAUUAUGACAACCCCAAAGUGAAGCCCUCAUCCUCAGCCAACGCCAUCUAUUCACUGGCAAUUAGACCUUCUCCAGCCCUGAGGCCGGUGACAGGAGAGGAGGCACAGGACAGCGAGGAGGAGUCCGAGUACAUGAUCCCCUCCUCUCGCCCCGUCCUGCCCCCCAUCACCUCACUACCUGUAGGGGAGAUCCAACCAGUCCCGAGGCCUCCUCAGCCUCUAUCAGCGCUCCAGACACAGACCCAAGCCUCCACACUCAACGCACGGCUGACACUGGCUGAACUAGAGAAUGGACCUCAAAUGUAUGAAGCCAUGUACAACAUCCAGGCCAGGUCACAACAAGCCAGAGAUUCAGACUAUUCAGACUUGCCCCCUCUGGCGAUGACCAAUGGUCCCAGAGACCAAGCAGCUGAGGACGGGGAAGAAGAGGAAAAUGGCUAUGACUUCCCCAAACCCCGGCUGCCAAUGCCCACCGCCCGACGGACCCUUUCAGAACUGGGCGGGUCGUCUUCCUCGUCUUCAUCUUCCUCAUCAAGCUCAUCCUCCACAGCUGCUUUCAGUCGCCUUUCUCUAGAUUCGGAUGCCGGAGCUGCAGCACCCUUCUCAGAGCCGGUGGAAGCACCAGAGAGACCUCCAAAGCCCCUCCCCAGACGAAUCAACUCGGAGCGUCGACACAGCCCUGUCCCACCCUUCCCUGCUCCACCCAGUAGUGGGGCAACAGGAGGAGAAGCCAACCAUCAAAUCAGUAGCGAGAUCGAACACCUCAUGAGUCAGGGAUACUCUUACCAGGACAUCCAGAAAGCACUGAUGAUUGCACAGAACAAUAUCGAAAUGGCCAAGAAUAUCCUACGCGAGUUUGUCUCCAUUCCCUCCACCGCGCAUGUUCUUACAUAGCACAAUCCUCGUGCCUCUCUCUCAUGUUUGCUCUCUCGCCCUAGCUUGGCCCAGCCUGGUUGGGUUUAGGUUGGCACAGCCCAAAGCCCAUUGCCUGCAGCACUACCUCCGGUGCUGGCUGAGGCCCUACACCCCUGUGGAUUUUUAACUGGCUGUUCCUCCAGCGAGCUCACAGAAUCUCUGGGACUCCACGCCCUGCACUCCAUGCGCUUUCAACAGUGUCUGGCCGCCUUUUAAACUGCUACAGCAGGCCUCUUCGUUUUCAAGGACAUCUCCGCGGGACUGAGCGUGUGUGGAACAAUGACGGGACGCCACAUAGCGCGAGACUUUCGUAGAAAUCCUGAGAAGACAGAUUCUUAUCUUUCAUGUUGAAGCCUCUUGCUGAAAAUGUAACCAACACCUCACAAAUAAAACUAAAAAUGUAUGUCUAUAUGAAAAUUUAAUAUAUGAGUAAAUAUAUAUUAAAUGUGUGUAAUAUAUACAGUACGUGCAUAUACAGUGUGUAAAAAUUAUUAUAGCUUUGAGGGUCGCUGUUGGUACAAGCGAUAUGGGUAGACAGGGACCAGAUUAAAUGGUGGGGGGUUGGCCCUUUCUGGUGGACUGAGGGAUGUGAGAGUGUGGAGAAACACGUGAGGAAGAGGAAGAGUCGGGGUGUCUUCCUCAUCAGGAUGUGUUGGUCAACAGCAGCUUAGAAGACGUGCAGCAGAGCUUUUUUACGAUGAAUUCAGUCUGUUAUGGCCUUUUGAUUAACAACGUCGCUUUGGUACUUUUUCUUUUCUUUUUUUUUUUUAAGAUAAACAUGCUUGUUUUGUCGUGUUGUAUUUUUCAAAGUAGCAUGAUGAUGGUUUCAGGUCUGGACUGUUGUCUGGCAGGCUCUCUCUCUCUCUCUCUCUCUCUCUCUCUCUCUCUCUCUCUCUCUCUCUCUCUCUCUCUCUCUCUCUCUCUCUCGUGUGUGUGUAUAUAUAUAUACAUAUACAUAUACAUACAUACAUACAUACACACACACACACACACACACACACACACACACACACACACAUAUUAGUGUAUGUGAGCAUGCGUGUGUGUGUGUCUGCCAGACCUCAUGACCUGCUCUUCAAUGAACCCCUGUUCCUGUACAACAUGAAUGUGGAAUUACAGUCAGUAUACUCAGACUCGUACUCUGUAAACAUACUACUGCUCUAACUCAUAUGGCGGGGUCUAAUGUAGAUGUAGAGCCUGGCAGUGAGAUUAUUAGAGGACGUACUAAUGUCGACAACCCUGCAGUACCAGACAGGCUAGUGUUGUGUGAUCCGUGGUGGCUGAAACGUUUUCGUUCUGUCUUCGUCUAACUUCAUUGGCUGGCUGGUUCAGAUUUCUGUCUCCAGCUCGGUUCAGUGUUAUGAAACAAAAAGAAAUUGUCAUUGAUUUACAUUGGUAAUAUAUUAUUGUAAUAUGAUCAUAAAUAUUGUUAUUAUAAUUAAUUCAGAAGUCUUCACUGCUGCUACUAUUGUUAGUGCUAAACAAUUACGCCUUAAAUGUACAUUUGUGAAUACUGUGUUUAACCGUCAUCCUGUUCCUUUAAAGUGACAGUAUCAUCCAUGUUUCUCCAGUCCGUAAUGUAGCAUACUUGAAAGUACAAGCGGCUUGUGAGCCUGCAGCCCUCUCAACCUGUCGACUCUUCAGUGUUUUAAACCUUUUUUUAUAUAUAUAUAUAUAUAAAUAUUCUCUAUGAUUCUCUACAGUAGACUCUGUAUAGCAACAGUAAUAAAGCAAACAAAAUGCUAUAGGUAUGGAAACCAGCCAUUUUGUUAUAAAUUCAGGCUUCUCUCACACUCCUUUCUCACCCCACUGAAAGGGAGUGAUUACAUAGGCUUUUUAGAAAUGUCAGCUCAUGGGUUUGCUGGCCCACCCCCAAGUCUACAUUAAAAUCAGUAUUUGCGCCAACUGUAAGAACUAACUCAGGAAUAAUGUAAUAAUCUAAACACGCGGCGUUCACCCUGGCUGUCAAAAACCAGGAGGAGACUCAUUGGCAGAGACAGCAUCUCACCUGCCGUCUGUUCAUCCAGGUGACAUGUAGCCAAUAGUAUCCGCUUAAUGAAGUCACACAAGUAGCUUAUUACCUUUUUUUUGUCACAUUAUAACUUGCACAUUUUUCGUAUUAUUUCCAACGUUCGCAGGACUAGAGACAGCAGCUUAAUUUCCAGGUACUACGAAUGAAUACGAUAAAUGCAAAGAGCUUUUAGGUACAUUGAUUUGAACUUCUCCCAGCAUAUGAACAAGAAAGUGUUUUUUGUUUAUUUUUUUGGAGGGUGUAAAUCAUGUCCAUAGCUAAUCAGCUCUAGCUUAUUCUGGGUAAUGCUGUCUGUUGACUGAAAGCUAUUUCCAUGCUGUCUGGGCAGCCUCUGGUUUUUUUUUUUUUUUUCUCUUCUGUUCCUAGUUGCCUUGAGAAACUUCUUGAAUGAUAGGUAAUGGACGAGGAGGUCCCCAAUCCUCAAUAUUGUACCAAUAUUGAUGUUUCGAGGACAGCGUGUCAUUGUCGUGUAUUAUUUACCUUUUUAUUUUUGUUUUGUUAUCGCACAGUAUACCAAUUUUUGCUUCGAUACUGUCACUCUAAAGAAAAGCUAAUUGUAUAAAGUUAGUGAUAUGAAAAGAAAAAAAAGGCUUUUAUUUCAUGUAUUCAUGUAUUUUGUUCCAAAGGUUUUGUUUACUUAUGUGAGUAAUUCUGUGAGAAGUGCCAUAUGUUUAGAGAUCCUCACCAUGUUUAGAAUAAGGCCUUGUUUUUGAAGAGUGUUGGUAGGUAUUGAUCUGUACCUGUUGAUCUCUGAAGGCAAGAUUGUGCAUUAUUGCUUGUAUUAAUCUGUCUUCUGCCUUGUCAGCCGCAUCGAGCCUCAUCUGUUGGAGGUGAAAGGUCUUGGCUUCCUUUUGUUUGUCUUUCUUACCUAAAAGAUAAACCAGGUUCCAGAUCAGUGCUCAGCCUCAGAGAUGCUGGAUACCUCAGUCCCUGCGUUGGGGUACUUCAACUUUCUGCCAGAAGAGGGAGCCGUUGUUCCAUGUAGCCGUGUCGCUUGUCGUCAGUAAAAGGCAUUCAUUAACUUUCUUUGAUGGUUUUUUAAAGCUCAUAUCACUUUGGAAGUAUGCACAGUGCUGUUAAUAAAAUGAUAAGCAAAAGCCA
This is a messenger RNA of Siniperca chuatsi (mandarin fish), 6656 nucleotides long. It is a transcript of the gene cbl, whose product is annotated as Cbl proto-oncogene, E3 ubiquitin protein ligase. The record is from RefSeq and is a predicted model, not a curated record. Gene Ontology annotation, molecular function: ubiquitin protein ligase activity; receptor tyrosine kinase binding; phosphotyrosine residue binding. Gene Ontology annotation, biological process: negative regulation of epidermal growth factor-activated receptor activity; cell surface receptor signaling pathway. Gene Ontology annotation, cellular component: membrane raft; plasma membrane. NCBI's taxonomy places the organism in Eukaryota, Metazoa, Chordata, Actinopteri, Centrarchiformes, Sinipercidae. The transcript is spliced from 17 exons. The coding region runs from base 635 to 3502 and encodes 955 amino acids.